AUGCUAAAAUAUUCGUCUUCAAGGCUCAGCGUGUUUUCAGAUUUAAAAACUGAACUUCUUAAAAUUCCGAAAUACCUAUCCUUCUUGGUGAAUGAGCAGGCUAAAGCUCAUGCGAACUCUGCCUCACAGGCGAUUGAGUUUUUAAAAGGAAAAAGUUUUGGCAUUGAUGCGGCUACCGAAGAGAAACUGAAAAAGCACAGAGAGAUGUAUGACUCCAUCCUACGUGGGCAAGCCAGGAAAUUAAACGAGGAUAGAGCAAAAUAUAAAGCGAAAUUAGCGAAGUUGGGGUUUAAAGAGAGACUCAAGAUCGAUUGGAAAAAUUUAAAGAAGAGCAUGCAAAGUACAAUGUCGAUGGAAGCGGGUGUGAUGGCACUUUUACAGCACUGCGCCGUCUCACAUGCUGCCAAAAUAGCGAUUGAGAAUGAUAUAAAUGUCCAAGAUGUGCAGUUUGUGCUUGAGGAGCAGCAAACACCCAACUCUAUUGAAGGAGAAAAAGUCGUAGUAGGCUACAUCGAUGCCCCAGCAGCCUCCGAGGAGGAGUUCGCGAUGUUCGUAGAGAAACUUCAAAAGGCAUGCCCUGUAGCAAAUCGCAUGAACAUAGAAUGGCGUAACCGUUCUUUCUUUGAAAAGGAUACGCCGAUGAAAUUUCCAUCGCAAGGCCCUGAUGCGGAGGGUGGUGCUCCCUAUUCGCACAAUUUAAGAGGAAAAAUAAGAUCUAAUCUUGGUGAGGUUAAUGUUGAUACCGAUCCAUUCUUCAAUCAUCUUAGACAUGAAGGUAUGUCCUCUAGGAAUCCUUUUGAUCCUGAGGGUAGUCCUAGUCAAUCCAACAAAGAAGGAGGCGACGCAGGCGAGCCUGAAAAUCAGGAGGAUAGGGCGAAUCAGAAGACAGAUUCCAAACUUAGCAAUCAGCGAGAACAGCAGCGUACAGAAUCGGAAGCGCAUGUACCUGAAGGUACACCCGGCAUGCAUCGUAUGCGCUCUACGGAAGGCGAUGCGAGGAGUUCGUCUAAUUCGAAUUCUGAGACGACCCCUACCCCAAACGGAGACGGAAAAUAGCAACUGUCAGUUUCGAAUACGGAAAGGGAGGGGAAAUUGGCUAUCAACACAAAACUAUGGCAUAAUUGCGGUUGAGCUAGAAUAAUAAAAGUGAUUAUAUGCGUUUCGAAUUUAUUUAUUUUUACUAUCAUCUAGUAGGUCGGCCUGACAUUGUUCUAAAUACACAUUAGAUUUCCAUCUUUUACAUAUUAUCAUUUUAUUUUAACUUUUUCACAUUCAUUUACAGUUUUGCUUAAAAAUAAAUCAAUUUCCUUCGCUUAUUUUUGUUUCACAUUCUUUGUGUUCGUAUUUGAUGUUGCAGUGUUAAUAGUGAGGCCAUGCCAAAGGAGUAUUGCGUCAAAAUAUUAGGGGAAUGAUUUCCUUCCUAAGGGAGGUGCUACGUAUUCAUAGAUGAUUAAAGAAUCUCAAACAAUACUAUGAGAUUAAAAUUGAAAUAAUGGUAUUCGUUUAUUCAUCCGAGUAAUAAUAGAAAUAAUAUUCAUUCAAAUAAUUUGCAAAAAAAAAAUGUGGUCUGAGGUCGCUAGGUUCGAUCAUGAUUUGUGGCACCCGUUGUGAUGGCUAUAUCACGAAGAGACUUAAUACUUUACAUUAAAUAAAAAAUACUAUCCCACACUUUCAAUAAAAUCGUGUCUACCUUACAAAGCAUAAACAUAUGCCCAGCAAAGACUCUUGCUUGAGCCAUUGGAAACAUCAGGAGUCAAAUUUUGCUUCAUGGAGCAAGCAAUUCUAUCCGCUAUUUAGCAUGAUUCACUACAACCGCACUCUUUCAAACAGAAUGGCGUUCAGUAAUAAACCUUGUUAUAGAGUGUAUCGCACGACUCUGCGUAUGUGUUGUCGCGCGGGUCAAUUAAGACGUCUUGGAGGCUGAUAUUUGAUCUCGCCUAGGAUCGGAUACCUCAAGCAUCAAACUGUUCAAUCCCCUUGGAAAAGGGGGGUAUAAGCAAGUUGCUGCAUGCAACUCGCCAUCGUUUUUGAAAUAGUUGUCAUUUUGGUGAGAUAGCUAGUCGCUAUAUGAAAAAGUAAUCAGUAAUGAUAAAAUUGAUUAGCAUACCCAACUUCGGGAGGUUUUCACCCCCCUAACUUGUUUGUUGCAUUCCACCUCAAUUAUCAUUGCUCGCUUUUUUAUAUGUCUAUGCUUUAGCUUCUUAUGAUGUAUGAGGAAAGUACACAUUCAAAGUUCUCAAAGAGCGAUUUUGAGACUUCUAUCCUCUGGGAAUACUCUUAAAGAAGGUAUAUGCGAUGAUGAAGAACUGAACGUGUUCCUCAACACCUGCUGGUGUAAUAAUAGGGAUCUCAUCAUUGUGUUGAGAUGUCACGGGUUCGUUUUUCCGUCUCACUCACCCUAUCACCUCCUGCGAGGAAAAGUUUUCACGAGGGAAAUCCCAUCCGUAUUUCCACUUUUUUGUGUGAAAUUCAAUUUUCUGUCCGUAAAAGAAGCAAAUUUAAAUAAACUAUCCGCAUGUUGUAGGUUUUUUGUCCAGUGAUCAUUUGAUUUGUCUACUUUCCUCGCUAAUGGACCCAAAAUCUAAAGCAAAGGAGUAUUCUUUCAGUUUUGUAUUUUUAUUUAUCAUUUUUGGUCGAUAUUCCGUUUCGUUCGAUAUUUGAUGGGGUGUUAAAAUUUCUUAAGGGAUUCUAGUGGGCCCCGGAAUGCUGCUCUCUUGUGAGCAUCUGAGUUUUUCUUUACUAAAUUGGGCCGAUAUGCAUAUCCGAUCCUGGUACACUUCCCUUGAAGACCAAA
Phytomonas sp. EM1 is the source of this 2794-nucleotide messenger RNA. The record is from the annotation of a GenBank genome assembly. NCBI's taxonomy places the organism in Eukaryota, Euglenozoa, Kinetoplastea, Trypanosomatida, Trypanosomatidae.